CGAGCUGGGGGACUGGAAUGGAAUGCCUCCAUCUAAAUUUGGGCUACAGGCACCUUUCACAGCUCCAAGUCGUCCGGUGAGCACUUUAGUCGCACAGGAAUGAUGCGCUCGAGUGGCGUAAAUGUGAUUAUGAGCCUCUCCCUCGGCGGGCAGAACUUUUCCCCGACGCGCCUUCCUGCUUUCAACCACCCGUUCACGUUCUUAAGCCAGAGCUGCGACCAGUGCAGAGUGGGAGCUCAAAGCCCUUAUUUCACGGCGCACUCAACCCACCAUGUCUGACCGCGAGUUUGGCGGCAACGAUGACCUGUCGCUGCCAAAGGCGACUGUGCAAAAGAUUGUCCAGGACAUCCUCUCCAGCGAGCCUGGCAUGACGUUUGCAAAGGACUCGCGAGACCUCCUGAUCGAGUGCUGCGUCGAGUUCAUCACCCUCAUCUCCUCCGAGGCCAACGAGAUCGCCGAAAAGGACGCCAAAAAGACCAUAGCCUGCGAGCACGUCAAGGCAGCGCUAGAGGAACUCGACUUUGGCGACUACGUGCCUGCGAUUCUCGAGGUCGCGCAAGACUAUAAGAAGCAGCAACAGAACCGCGAGAAGAAGCAGACCAAGAUCGAGCAGAGCGGCAUGACCGAGGAGGAGCUCAUUCGCGCGCAAGAAGAGCUGUUCAAGUCGGCGACCAACAAGUUCAACGCAGCGCCCCCAGCAUGAGUUGACUCGAACAAGGAUCAUGCAUGAUGAAUUUUUUCGCGCGGCGUCGGGGCGUUGACAUGGACGUCUUUGGGAUGGCGUUUGGGAUAGAAAAGGACACACUAUGGGAACCUGGGAUGUACGGCCCGCCACGCGCGGCAAGAUGCUUACAACGUUAUGAUAUCUGGCGCUCACGUCUAGAGAUCCCGACGAGCCCCAGGGCAGGGCUACGUCAUGAAUUGAGAGAAAAUUCACUUUAGCAAUCAUACGAGACUGCCAAGCCUCGCU
Molecule: messenger RNA, 970 nt
Organism: Cucurbitaria berberidis CBS 394.84
Lineage: Eukaryota; Fungi; Ascomycota; Dothideomycetes; Pleosporales; Cucurbitariaceae
Product: histone-fold-containing protein
Exons: 3
Coding region: 272-703 (143 amino acids)
Biological process (GO): positive regulation of transcription by RNA polymerase II; negative regulation of transcription by RNA polymerase II; chromatin remodeling
Cellular component (GO): negative cofactor 2 complex
Molecular function (GO): protein heterodimerization activity; general transcription initiation factor activity; TBP-class protein binding
Source: RefSeq, a predicted model, not a curated record